Molecule: messenger RNA, 3369 nt
Organism: Caenorhabditis angaria
Lineage: Eukaryota; Metazoa; Nematoda; Chromadorea; Rhabditida; Rhabditidae
Source: the annotation of a GenBank genome assembly
AUGCUCGUUAUACUUAUUUUAAUAUUUUUCUGCAAUGUCGCACAAAGCGAUCUUAACAUUCUGCAAAACUUUUUGAAUCAAAAUAUGGGCGAACUCAAAAAAGUUGAAGAUUCUAAUGAUACAAUUCUCCUGAAUAGUUUAGCUAAUUACACUGGAAAAAAUUAUAAUAAUUCUGGUAUGAUUUAUGAUUCAUCUUCUGCUGAUUUGGUAUUGAUGGAUUCGACAGCAGCUUGUGCUUCUGGGUGGACUAAAUACUCUGGUAACGGUUAUUGCUACAAGGUUGGAUUGAUGAUAACAUGUUCCUUUGAUUGUAAUACAAUUUUUUCAGCUAGGAACCGCGAUGACAUGGUAUGCCGCUGAGACAUGGUGUGCCGGUCAAAAAUCCGGUGCUCAUCUUGCAAGUAUUCACAGUCAAGCUGAAGCUGAAUGGAUUGUAUCCACAUUUAGACCCAGUAGUUGGCUGGGUAUUGGAACAAUUGACACGUGGAUUGGAUUACGGCGCGGUUGUGACAAUGUUACUUAUAUUUGGACAGAUGGAACAUCAGUGGAUUUUAUGUGGUGGAGUCCAGGAUAUCCAAAAUCAACAGAAGCAGAAAAAAGUUGUGCAACGGUAAGAUUUUGUAAAUGUUAAAAAUAAUGCAAUUAUUGUGAGUUAAGAUAUGGGACUCUUCUUUGCGUCGAUUAUUGAAUACUUACACACCUGGUCAAUUUGAUGAUGUGUGGGAUUGUGGAACUAAUACAGCUACUCCUACUUGUAAAUAUAAUCCUUCAUCAAGUAAGUUGAAUGUGUUGAGCAGGGGUGGGGAAAAUGUCAUGGCCUCAUGUUGUCCUGUCCUUGAAUAUGGCCUAAACUUGUCCUGGCUCGAACAUGGCUUGAACAUGUCCUAAAGCCAUAUGCCCAACCUGUCCUCGCGUGAACAAAAAUUAACAGAGCAAUUUUUUUUUUCUGCAUAAAAAAAAUAAAAAUGCGAUCUCCUAUUUUUUUGCCGUAUUUUUUCUCAACUAAAAAAAGAACCUGUCCAGGACAGGACAGGUAGCCAGGUUUACACGUGGACCUGUCAUGGCUUAUGUUCUUACCACCAAAGCCAACAUGAGGCCAACGUGAGGCCAGUUUCCCCACCCCUGGUGUUGAGAGACGAGAAAAACGAUGAUUUCUUCUAGCUUCUCCUGUUGUUGCGUAUAGUGCAGAGUGGUGUACGACUACGACUGGUGUUACAACUACGACAACUCCUACUACAACUACUAAGCCGACAACAACCACGACUCCAACUACUACAACUACCACCCCGACUACCACAACCACGACCCCAACUACUACAACUACCACCCCGACUACCACAACCACGACCCCAACAACUACAACCACGACUCCAACAACUACAACUACAACCCCAACUACUACAACUACAACUCCAACAACUACAACCACGACCCCAACUACAACUACUACGACCCCAACUACUACAACUACAACCCCAACUACUACAACUACAACUCCAACAACUACAACCACGACUCCAACUACUACAACUACAACCCCAACUACUACAACCACGACUCCAACUACUACAACCACGACCCCAACUACUACAACUACAACUCCAACAACUACAACCACGACUCCAACAACUACAACUACAACCCCAACUACUACAACCACGACUCCGACAACCACAACCACGACUCCAACUACUACAACUACAACCCCAACUACUACAACCACGACUCCAACUACUACAACCACGACCCCAACUACUACAACCACGACUCCGACAACCACAACCACGACUCCAACUACUACAACUACAACCCCAACUACUACAACCACGACUCCAACUACUACAACUACAACCCCAACUACUACAACCACGACUCCGACAACCACAACCACGACUCCAACUACUACAACUACAACCCCAACUACUACAACCACGACUCCAACUACUACAACUACAACCCCAACUACUACAACCACGACUCCGACAACCACAACCACGACUCCAACUACUACAACUACAACCCCAACUACUACAACCACGACUCCAACUACUACAACCACGACCCCAACUACUACAACUACAACUCCAACAACUACAACCACGACUCCAACAACUACAACUACAACCCCAACUACUACUACUACGACCCCAACUACUACAACCACGACUCCGACAACCACAACAACAGAAUCCACAACUACAACUACUACGACUCCAACUACAACAACUACAACUCCAACUACUACAACUACAACCCCGACUACUACAACCACGACUCCGACUACCACUACAACAGAAUCUACAACUACAAGUACAGAAUUAACGUCCACUAGCACGGAGUCGACAUCUACAAGUACAGAACCCACAUCCUCAAGUUCUGAAUCGACAUCCACUAGCACAGAAUCUACGUCGACGAGUACGGAGUCUACGACAACCCAGGCCCUCACAACUCCCGUUGUCACAAGUCCUACCACAACCCAGGCCGUCACAACCCCGGCCCUCACAACUCCCGUUGUCACAAGUCCUACCACAACCCAAGCCGUCACAACCCUGGCCCUCACAUCUCCGGCCCUCACAACUCCUGUUAUCACAACUCCCGCUCUUACAACCCCAUUCGAUCCCACCAAAUGCACAACAUCCUGUGAUACCAACUGGAUCCAAUUCAAUGGGAAAUGCUACGCUCUUCUCAAAGGCGUCGCAACAUUCACCCAAGCUCAAAAAGGCUGCACCACUCAUGGUGCAACAUUGGCGGUGAUUGAUAAUUUGGCGGAAAAUGAUGCAUUGAGAAGUGAGUUUUUCCCUAACAAUAAAACAUUUCAGAGAGUUCUGCAAUAUUAUCAAAGUAAAAAAAUUUGGCAAAAAAAGAGAAGCCAGAAAUUCAAAUCCCAAUUUUCCCAAGUACGGUAUUUCUCUGCGUCACUAACACCGUUCCGAGACCACACCAUUGGGCAGAGAAACAAAGUCAAAGACGCACAUAUGGGUCUCGCAGCGACUGAAAGAAACACCGUACUUAGGAAGAGUGUCAUUUGAAUUUCUGAGCUCCGUUUUUUUGCCAAAUUUUUUUAUUUUGAUAAUAUCAUUUUUCAGAGGCCUUCAACUUCAACUCAAACUUGCCGACAGAUUCGCAAGCCUGGAUAGGUGAUUCUAGUUAUACAAAUUGGGCAGUUAACCAACCGGAUAAAUCCGACGGUUCAUCAUAUUCCUACUGUAAUGUGGUAGGUUCGAAUUUCAAUUUUUUCAAUGAAAAAGCAUUUUUAUUCAGUUCUCUAUUUCAAUUGUGAAUAGUGGCUACAAUUGGGGAUAUGUUAGAGGAGUUUGGAACGAUUAUCAAUGUUCGAAAACUCAAAAAUACGCGAUUUGUGAAAAAUAA